Molecule: messenger RNA, 2199 nt
Organism: Chenopodium quinoa (quinoa)
Lineage: Eukaryota; Viridiplantae; Streptophyta; Magnoliopsida; Caryophyllales; Amaranthaceae
Product: F-box protein SKIP23-like
Exons: 4
Coding region: 228-1802 (524 amino acids)
Molecular function (GO): protein binding
Source: RefSeq, a predicted model, not a curated record
CCCAAAAAUUACCCAUGGGCAUUUUUCUCCCCAUUGGUGAGAGUGCUCUAAUGUCCUAUUGAGCAAUCAACUCUCUCCUUAAUUCAACCGUCCUAAUGUCCUAUACUCCUUCCUAGCUUCCUAUUUAUUACUUGUACUAUCUGUUUCAAUUGGGAACCACUUUAGAAACCCUAGAAACACGAAUUGGGGAAGAACUGAGAGAGUUAGGGUUUCCAAUUCACCGCAAAAUGAAUCAGGAGACGCCGAGUAAGAAGGUGACAGAGGUAGAUUGGUCGGAACUCCCUAAAGAAUUGCUCGGAGAAAUCGCCAAAUGCUUUCCCGAAUUCAGCGACGAUUACCGGCAUUUUCGAGGAGUUUGCAAAAAUUGGCGUGAAUCUUGCACUUCUCCAUUCACCAUCUUUCUUCCUGGAUUUCCCCUCAAAAUUCCUACUUAUUUAGGUAAAACUGUUGUUUUAAUUACAAGUUUCGUCUACAUUCUAAGACGUCCGAUUCAUAAACCCAGUUCCAUUGCCUGGAUUAUUCAAGUUGAUGAUUUGAAGCCUAAUAAGCUUCAAGUUCGCCAUCCUAUUACUAAUAAUCGCCUCGAUAUUAGUAAUCUUCCUGAAUCCUUUAAAUUGAAUGAUUAUUCUCCCGAGCCUUAUGAUAUGAGCUAUAAACUUCGUUUUGUUGAUGGUGAUGAUGAUUUAUUUGAUUCUAGAAUUUACAAUUGGCGAAAUUAUCCUGUUAAGACUAAAUCUAUAUUGUUGGAAGCCGGUGUUGUGGUAGUUUUGUCGCUCGGUCAAGGGGGGAUGUUGGGGCUUAUGAGGACUAAUGGGGAAUGGAAGUUUACGAGUUUAGGUUAUAAUCCUCGAUUCGAUGAUAUCGAGAAGUUUAAGGGAAAUGUUUGUGCUUUAACUCGAUAUGGGAAAGCUUUCCUUAUCAAUGGUGAUGAUGGAAAGGUGAUUGAAGUGAUAAGUGAGCCGCUUGAUUCGAGUGAGGUAGGUGAUAGGCGCAAGCUUUUGAUGGAGUAUGAUGAUGAGCUGUACAUGAUUGGUCGAGGGGAUACCGAGUUUAAGGUGUUUAAGUUGAAUGAGGAGUUGCACAAGUGGGAGAGAGUUACUACUUUUGGAGAUCAGAUAUUGUUUGUGUCUUAUGAUAAGUGUUUCUUUGUUGAAGCGGAUUAUCUUCCGGUUUGGGAAAGGGAUUGUAUACUGUUCCCUAAGCAUUGCUUUCCUAAUAAUGCUGGAGAUUACGUUGUUGAUGGAGGAUUGUUUCAAGGAGCAACAAGGCACCUCGAGAUUGGUGUGUUCAGUAUGGUUGAGAACUCUUUUCAGCCUAUAUCAUUUUACCCGGAUUUGUGUAAAUUGUUUUGGCCUAUUCCUUCUUGGAUCUUGUCAGACGCGAGCUCCUCAUCUAGUUUGUGUAGCAAAAAUGCAAACAUUUUGACACCUCCGGCCAGUUCGAGUGGCUCAGAUGGGGAUUCUGAGGAGGAUGAGGGACAAAAUGGUUCAGAGCCUGAGGAGGAUGAGGAACAAAGUGGUUCAGAGUCUGAGGAGGAUGAGGAACAACAUGGUUUAGAGCCUGAGGAAAAUGAGGAACAAAGUGGUUCAGAGUCUAGCUCAGAGGAAGAAAGUGAUUCAGAGUCUAGCUCACAGCAUGGGGAGAACGAGUCAGCAGUUGAGGAAUCUUCUUCACCCUUGGACCAAAUAAACACAUCUCUAGAAGAGGUCUCAGGUGAGAACAAUGGCACAUCAGUUUCAGCAAUGAAUUCGCCUCACCAGGGACCUGUUAAGGGAGUUUCACCUUUUGGAAUUGCACUUUAAAGAAAGAGCCUCUAAUGCAGUAGCGGAUUUAGUAGCUAAGGAUGCUAGAUGUAACUUGGAGGCCAUGAACCAAUUAUGUAUUUUGUAUCACCCACCUCCUGUUUGUAGCGAAGCUUUUGUGACAGACUAUAACUUGGGGUCUGUAAAUCAUAACUCUAAUUUUGCUGGUGAUGUCCCAGCGAAUACUCUAUGCUAGAUGUAACUUGGAGGUCAUGAACCAAUUGUGUAUUUUGUAUCACCCACCUCCUGUUUGUUGUAGUGAAGCUUUUGCGAAAGACUGUAACUUGGCGUCUGUAAACCAUAACUCUAACUUAGCUGUUGAUGUCCCAGCUAAUACUCCUAAUGUAAUUAACGCUUAAUCUAUGCAUCCAACAUCCUUUCUUGAAAAAAAAAAAAA